Messenger RNA from Athene cunicularia (burrowing owl), 2863 nucleotides. RefSeq names its product N-acetylated-alpha-linked acidic dipeptidase 2-like. NCBI's taxonomy places the organism in Eukaryota, Metazoa, Chordata, Aves, Strigiformes, Strigidae. Bases 73 to 2295 code for a protein of 740 amino acids. Gene Ontology annotation, molecular function: carboxypeptidase activity. The record is from RefSeq and is a predicted model, not a curated record. The transcript is spliced from 19 exons.
AGGAGGAGGAGGAAGGCAGCUGCUUGUCUGCCCUCCUCGCAGCCUGCAAAGCUGCCGGCCACCGUUGCCCGUAUGACCAGGAGCAAGGCCACCGCCUGCACAUGGCUGAGCUGCCCCGGGCUGCUGGGCUGCUUCUUGCUGGGCUUUCUUGCAGGAUGGUUUACAAAGCUGAUCGAAAAACCCCCCAACUCUUCAGAUGUCUAUCAAAACGUGCGACAGAAACUUGUGGCUGAAAUGAAAGCAGAAAACAUCAAGCAAUUCCUUCGCUCGUUUACCAAGUUGCCUCACCUCGCAGGAACUGAACAGAAUCUUCUUCUUGCCAAACAAAUUCAAGGCCAGUGGAAGGAAUUUGGACUGGAUUCAGCAGAACUUGUUCAUUAUGAUGUGCUUCUUUCAUACCCGAACGAAACGCAGCCAAACUACAUCUCAAUAAUUGAUGAUCAAGGGAAUGAGAUUUUCAAUACAUCAUUGUUUGAACCACCUCCACGGGGGUAUGAAAAUGUUACUCAUAUACUACCACCAUAUAAUGCUUUUUCAGCACAAGGAGUGCCAGAGGCAGAUCUGGUAUAUGUGAACUAUGGCCGUACCGAAGAUUUUUUUAAGCUGGAGCGUGAAAUGGGAAUUAACUGUAUAGGAAAGAUUGUCAUUGCCAGAUAUGGGAAGAUCUUCAGAGGAAACAAAGUUAAAAAUGCCAUAUUAGCAGGAGCCCAAGGGAUCAUACUUUAUUCGGACCCUGCUGACUACUGCGCCCCAGGAGUAGAUGCUUAUCCAGAUGGCUGGAACCUUCCAGGUGGAGGAGCCCAGCGUGGGAACGUGCUAAACCUGAACGGAGCUGGGGACCCUCUAACACCAGGUUAUCCGGCAAAAGAGUACACUUUCAGGUAUAAAGUUAAUGAAGGUGUAGGGAUUCCCAAAAUCCCAGUUCAUCCCAUUGGAUAUCAUGAUGCGGAAGUAUUAUUACGAGCAAUGGGAGGACCCGCAGCUCCAGACAGCAGCUGGAAGGGAAGCCUCAAUGUGUCUUAUAACAUAGGGCCAGGAUUUGCAGAGAAUUCUUCUGCAAGAAAAGUCAGAAUGCAUGUUCAUACAAACAAUAAAAUAACACGAAUUUACAAUGUCAUUGGCAUCCUCAGAGGAGCUGUGGAACCAGAUAGAUAUGUUAUUUUAGGAGGUCAUAGAGACUCUUGGGUAUUUGGUGGUAUCGAUCCAACUACGGGUGCAGCUGUUCUACAAGAGGUUGUACGGAGUUUUGGUAAAAUGAAGAAGGAAGGUUGGAGACCUAAGCGGACUAUUAUUUUUGCUAGCUGGGAUGCAGAAGAAUUUGGAUUAUUGGGUUCCACGGAAUGGGCUGAGGAAAAUGCCAGAAUCCUCCAGGAACGGGCAGUUGCUUACAUCAACACAGAUUCUUCUAUAGAAGGUAACUACACAUUAAGAGUUGACUGCACCCCUCUUCUCUACAAACUGGUGUAUAAUCUGACAAAAGAGAUUUUAAGCCCUGAUGAGGGUUAUGAAAAUAAGUCUCUCUAUGACAGCUGGCUUGAGAAAGACCCUGCGACUGAAAAUAAUAGCUAUCCCAGGAUAAACAAACUAGGAUCAGGCAGUGAUUUUGAAGCUUACUUUCAGCGACUGGGAAUCGUGUCAGGCAGAGUCCGUUAUACCAAGAACAGGAAAACAGACAAAUUCAGCAAUUAUCCUGUUUAUCACACUGUGUAUGAGACCUUUGAGCUAGUGGAAAAAUUUUAUGACCCUACCUUCAAGAAACAGCUAACAAUUGCCCAGUUACGAGGCAAAUUGGUUUAUGAACUGGCAGAUUCCCAGGUCAUUCCAUUUGACUGUAGAGAUUAUGGAGAAGCCUUAAAAGGAUAUAGCAAUAGAAUUUAUAAAUUGGCCAAGAAACAUGAAGAACAGCUGAAACCUCACAAAGUAUCCUUCGAUCCUCUUUUUUCCGCUGUGGUGAACUUCUCAAAGGCUGCUGCUGAAUUCCACAGGAGACUUGAACAAGUCGACAAGAAAGAUCCAGUCGCAGUGCGAAUCAUGAAUGAUCAGCUGAUGUUUAUAGAAAGAGCUUUCAUUGAUCCUCUUGGCUUACCAGGAAGGAAGUUUUACAGACAUGUCAUCUUUGCUCCAAGCAGUCACAACAAGUAUGCUGGAGAGUCCUUCCCGGGGAUCUAUGAUGCCAUGUUUGAUAUCGAAAGCAAAGCAGAUCAGCAUGCAGCCUGGGAAGAAGUAAAGAGGCAGAUUUCCAUUGCAGCCUUCACUGUGCAGGCAGCAGCAGGGACACUGAAAGAAGUAGCAUAGGAUGAUGGCUGUGAAAAGCUUGAAGAGCAGAGUCUGAAAUGCAGUGCAGUCAGGCUGUGACAGGGACCCAGUCUCUCCUGGCUGCCUGACAUAUCUGAGCCUCCAACCUCCUGAAUUAACCCCAGUGUACUGGCAGGGUGAGCAGAAGCUGUGUAUUAAAGAACUCCUGAGCUAGAAAUUACUGCUUCUCUGAUACUGACAAAACUGUAGCUUUAAGAACAACCCUAGAUGGAAGCAAAUCUGGGGGUGAGGAGGGUGGGGCAAGGGAAGAAUCAGUUCCCAAUUGGAGUUUUCUGAAAGAUCUGCCAAUUUUGAGACUCGCUAUUUUGGAUGUACAAUUACAAACCCAGUUGUUUUCCAAGAUACCUGUAAAACUUGCCUGUAGCAGUGAUCAACAGCACACAUUUCAGGAGAAAAAAAUAUAACACUCCUCAGCACACACGUGUUUCUUUUUCUGAUAAUUGCUUAUAUAAUAUAAGACACCAAAGGCAUCUCUAUAUUUUAAAAUCUAUUCUGCAGGUCUGGUGUAUGCUCAUUAUACUGAUUUGAUUUCUUUUCCUGAAAAAAA